AUGGACCGGUCCGGCUCAGCAGAGUUGUUUCCAGAAGGUAGAUGUUUUAUUUGUUUCAAGGAGUUGGGACAGGGUGUGGCCAAUGUCCGCUCAAAAGGCUUAAAUACGUUGAUUGAAUGUAGUGAGAAACGUGGAGAAGAUAUAUUACAGACAUUUCUGCAAUCCAGACUAAACGGACCUGGGGUAGUGAAGAUUCGUAUGCAUGAGGUCUGCCGUAAUGAAUAUACGCUCGCCAGAAAUGUAGAGCGUGCUAAGAAACAUAAAUCGGACGAUCAAGGCCAAGCGCUUCCUGCGCCUAAGAAACUUCGCUCCAGCCUUGAAUCAUUCCUGUGGUCUGAAGAGUGUUUCAUAUGUGGCCAGAUAGCUCAAAAUGAUAUGAGACACCCAGACAGAAAUCCGGUGUUUGAAGUUAGAACGAUAGAAAUGCGAGAAACGAUUUUACAAGCGUGUGAUAGAAGUGACAACUGGUCACGUGUCCAGGGCUGUGCAUUUCUAGUUGCUGCUGAGGCGCGUUAUCAUCAUAAAUGUUUCAUUCUGUUCUCGAAAGGCCGCCGCCCGGAAAACACUCCCAUCGAAUCCCUUGCGGGGCGACCAGUGAAUCAAACUAUGCACAGGUGGUUUUUAAGGCUCUGUGAAUGGUUGGAAAAUAGUUCGGAAGUAGAAUUGUAUACGGUGGAUGAUUUGAUGGCGAAAAUGGAAGAAAUUGCUGGUGGCGAAGAAACCUACACCUCGAGAACCUUGAGAGAGAAAUUGAUUCAGCGCUAUGACGAACACGUAUUUUUUGCAAAAAUUGGUGGAGGCCAGAAAGAUGUGUUAUGUUUCAGGAAUAUGGCCGAUUAUAUAGUUCACAGAAAAUGGCAUGAUGAGAAGAUUGAGAACAGAGAAGCAGAAAUACGCAGGAUAAUCAUUACCUGUGCUCGUCUGGUUAAGGAGGAAAUAAGGGAAAGAGAAUACAGUCGCGAUUAUUACCCCAGCCUAAAUGAUAUUCGAGAUGUUGAGAAAGGGAGAGAAUUUCUUACUCCUUGUCUGCAACUGCUUAUGGAGCAUUUGAUACCAUGUUCUUUAAGACGAGAUUGCAUUGGUCAAAUGAUCACUCAAGCCGCAAAACCUAAAACCGUGAUAUCACCCUUGAUGUUUGGACUGGGUCUAGAAAUGGACCAUGUUUUUGGGUCUUCAUGCGCUGGCAUUAUCUACUAUCCCAUUCCAACCACUCGUAGAAAUUAUCCGCCCAUACGUGAUCCCACCGUCAUCAUAUUACAGCAACAUUCUAUGGAAAUGCGCACGGAGGCUCAGAGAUCCAAAUUCCAAAGUCCAAAUGAUGAUUCUGGUAUUUAUUCGGCAUUGGUGUACCUACAGACUCAAGGCGAGAAACUGGGGUUACAAAAUUUCUGUAUAACGUUUGACCAACCCCUAUAUCUCAGGGCAUCCGAAAUAGUCGAGGCUAAGAAAAUGAAUAAGAUUGUGCUGCGUCUUGGAGGCUUUCAUCUCUUAAUGAGCGCGUUGGGCAGUUUGUAUCAUCUAAUGGCUGGAUCUGGAAUGGAAGAAAUGUUGUGA
Molecule: messenger RNA, 1554 nt
Organism: Lottia gigantea (owl limpet)
Lineage: Eukaryota; Metazoa; Mollusca; Gastropoda; Lottiidae
Exons: 2
Coding region: 1-1554 (517 amino acids)
Source: RefSeq, a predicted model, not a curated record